CCAUUUUGGCUCAAGCCACUCGGGGUCCGCUCGCGUUCCAGAGGGCGCCCUGCCUGCCAACCCCCUGCCCGGGGUCCACGCGCCGCAUCGGCGCAGGCCCCUCCCCCCUCUUACCUUGAUGGCUUCUUCGGCUGAUAUCAAGGCAACGCUCUGGUUGUCGCUGCGAUUUGAAGACGGCGGCACCGAGACAGGCUUCAUCCAGGCUCACGCGGAGAAGCUUGCGUUCAACAUGGCCUGCCUCAGUAUGAUUGGCGUGGUUCUGGCCUGCACAGCUCUUGGUUUCAAUUGUAAUCUCUAUGAGUCUUGUCCAACCCCUGCGGCCGCGCAGGUGGAGAAGGAGGCCAUGUACAUCCUCAUAGGUUGUGCAGUACAGUAUUUUGUGGUCGCCUGCUGCUUUCAAACACGACACAUCAACGGACGCAUAGGUUUUGUGGAGCGGGAGUUUCUUGUUGUGGCGCUUCUAGUGGAGGCGCUGCUUGUGAACGCGUUCAUUGAUCCGUACUACUUGGCUAAGGUCCAGGGGUAUGAUUGCUACGCGCUGUGGCCUGAUCGUCACUUCACCGACUCGUCCUCUUUACUGUUUGUAGACGGGAUCAUCACCGCUGCACACAUGAUGCUUCCGCUACGGUGGUUUGUCCUCGUCCCAGUGCAGGUGGUGGGUGUGCUCCGCUACGCGUCGCUAGGACUACUGUUCAGCCCAGAAGAUCUACCAUUCGUCAAUCUUGUCUUCCUUGCGGCUCUGGUCUACGUUGCCAGUGUCGGGAAGCGAACCUUGGAGCAGCACGAGCGGCUCUUGUUCUCCAGCUUCCUCGCCGAGAAGAGCCUCCGCUUCCAGAGCGAGUUCGAGCUCUCGCAGGUUGCCCGGGUGAUCGGGGCCGCCCAGCCCGAGUCGGCAUCCUCCUGCGGAGGGGAGUCCGUCGUGCCGUCGACCACCGAUUCGGGCCACGCCUUCAACUCCGCCGUCAGCAUGGAGCCAGGGGACCUCCAGCAUAUCGCCCAGAUCGGCGCGAGGGAGCAGUGGCUCGUGGCGGCGGGCGAGCUCGAGAUCGAGGCGGCGAGGGUGCUCGGCGCGGGAUCCUUCGGCGUCGUCUUCUCCGGCUGCUACCAGGGCACCCCGGUGGCGGUGAAGAUGCGCAAGACGCGGAGCGGGCUGAACAGCCCCGCCCAGCUCCUGCAGCUCUGCAACGAGCUCCGCAUACUGCGGCGCCUGCGGCACCCCAACAUCGUGUUCCUGUACGGCGCCUGCCUGGACACGAACCACGGGGAUCUCGCUCUGGUGCUCGAGUUGGUCGACGGCGUGCAGCUGAGGCACUUCAUCUGGUCGGGCUCGUCUCCAGACUCUGGGCGCGCAUCGCCUAUGGACCAGAGAGGUCCGAGCGAUGCUGCCCGAUCGCAGGUUCUUCUCGACAUGAGCUGCGCCCUGCGGUACCUGCACACCCGCACGCCACGCAUCGUCCACGGGGAUCUGAAGGACACCAACGUCCUGGUCGAGCCCUCGAGAGCCCCGUGCAGCCACCGCGCCAAGCUCCUGGACUUCGGGCUCGCGCGCGUGUGCACCCGGCACGCCAGGGUUCUGGGCGGCACGCUGCGGUGGGUUGCCCCAGAGCUCGUCGGGAACCGCGUCAGGGCCCCCAACAGCUCCGCAGACGUCUUCUCGUUUGGCAGGCUGGUGUUCUUCGUGCUCACCGGCAGGUUCCCGAUCGAGAACGUGUCCCGCAGCAAGCUGCGGCAGUUCCUCAAGAGCGCCGAGCUGCCAGAGCUGCAGUGGGGGCACGCCGGCCGGGACGCUGCAGCUUACCGGCCACUUGUCGAGGAGUGCACCCAGGUGGACCCCAGUGUCAGGCCGCGCAUGACGCAGGUGCACGCGCGCCUGGCCGUCCUGCACGGUGGGGAGGGCAGCGCCCGCCUCGGCGACGGCGACCGCGCCGCUCCCGCCGUUGACCUGGCAGACUCCGCCGCGAUGCUGCAGCGCAUGCGCGGCAUCAUCAGCACUCCCACGCACAAGGUGGCCGCGGCCGCGGCGUCCGCGUGCAGCGUUCCAAUGCCACCUUCCGCCGCCGCCGACUUUGCAGAGGAGUCGUCGUUUCAACGUUCUAGGCACCUCUCGCCGGUGCCAGAAGACGGGGUCAACAACGGGGGCACAGGGACCACGCAAUCCCCAGAAGCCGAUUCCUCGCAGCCGUUGGCGCUGCCAGCAUUUCAGCGCACUCCGCGCAAGACCCAGCUGCUCAUGCUGAUCGACGUCAUCAUGCACUGCAACAUUGAGAUGCCGCCAGGGGCAUGCUGCUUCUUUCACGCAGGCGCUCGGCAGCUCAAGGUCGUGUGCGAUGAGCUGGAAGGCCGAGCAUGUCUGGACAUGCGCGACAGGGGAGUGAGCGGCCAGUGCAAGGAGUGCGGGGCUCUAGGGCGAGAGGACCCGGCCGCCAGUCGCAGCGCGUCGUACCUCGACGUGGUGAGGGAGUGUUUCUUUUGUGGCGGCGUCGUAGAGUUGUGCAACAAUGCCAGUACAGGCAAUUCGUGUGAUUCGAUUUAGUGGCAGCCGAUGACACUAGUUCAGCGGAGGUGGUAGCCCUGAUCGAGGCCAUCUCUUGCGGAACGGAGCUCGAUGCCAUCGUGACUCGAGGCUCAAAAGCUUCGUCUUUCAGCGAGACGCUCGUCCUUGGCCUUGCUUCCUACUAGCACUCCGCACUUGCAGAGUGGCCCUGCUGAUUUCACCCUGCUAGUGCGCCGUGUGGCGAUGUUCUUCUUCUUUUUCAAGGCAGGUCCCACUCUUGCAACAUUUGCCGGCUGCGUGUGGCCCUGUUGCUCCUGCGCUAGCGAAUCGGACUGUUUGAGUGUCCAUUGUCAUGGCAUCCACAACAGAACAGCGUAUGUUGAUCGGGGGGUCCCGCGGCAAAGAGUCGUGUGGCGCCCUCUUUUUAUGCCAAGAGUUCGGCAAAGUUUUGGUGACGCCGCUGUGCAAUUCUGUUUUGUUCGCCCAGGCUAUGCGACAUCGCGUCAAUCGAGCAAGCAGCAUCCAUCAUCAGUUGCUUGGCAAACGUGAAUUCCUGGAAAUGUGAUGAGAACGUCAUGGAGCACUCAUGGGACAGCCCCAGGACAGUUUCAGUAACGUCACUCGACUUGUUCAGUGAUCCGUCCCACAGGCUUGUGUAAGCCAUGGUGCGGAACGGGGUGCCGUGACCGCAGCUUUUCUGAGCUCUUGUUGCGGCUCUUCCGUUCGUUCCCUCAGUUCUGCGGCGGUCGUUAUGCCAGCCUGCCCGAAAAGAAGAGCAUGGCGUUCCGGCAGGCCGCGUGGAUGCUCACCGCGCAUCUUUCCCCUCUUUCUCCUCCGCCUCCCCCUGCCUCCUCUUCCACCUCCUCCUCCUCUUCUUCCUCCUCCUCUUCCUUUCAUGCAGCAGUUCACACUUAAAAAAAUACAUGCGUGUGCCUCAGCCUCGCGCCUCGGUGCCCCCUUCGCCGUGCCUUCGCGGCGCCGCGAGUGCGGGGCCGUAGCCGUAGCUGUAGCAGGGAUGGAUUCCCCAGCACUUUUUCCAAGCAGCGGUGAGGCGCCCUCAAUUAUGGCAAUUUUCUCGGAACUUCAGCCUUUGUGAGCCAAUCAGAGGCAUCGCAGAAA
Prorocentrum cordatum is the source of this 3613-nucleotide messenger RNA. The record is from the annotation of a GenBank genome assembly. Lineage: Eukaryota; Dinophyceae; Prorocentrales; Prorocentraceae.